CACUAUGACGUGACGGUCAAGUCCAAGAUACUCCAUUGCGACAUCAGCAGCGGGAACAUCCUAAUCCUUCCCACAUUCGUUCUUCAGCAGGAGGGCGACAUGACCUUGCGCGUGACUUGGCGAGGCAUCCUGGCGGACUGGGAGCUCUCGAAACCCAUCUCACGAGGAGAAGAGGUCAAUCAGGCUCUGCGACCGAAGAGAACUGGCACGUGGAGGUACAUGUCUGUCGCUUCUCUCAUGGAUGCCCUCCACAUCGUACAGACCGCCGACGAGAUCGAGUCCUUCUUCAAUGUCCUCCUCUACAACGUUAUCCGU
Messenger RNA from Dichomitus squalens LYAD-421 SS1, 315 nucleotides. RefSeq lists its product as uncharacterized. Lineage: Eukaryota; Fungi; Basidiomycota; Agaricomycetes; Polyporales; Polyporaceae. The record is from RefSeq and is a predicted model, not a curated record. Gene Ontology annotation, molecular function: ATP binding; protein kinase activity. Gene Ontology annotation, biological process: protein phosphorylation. The annotation marks the transcript as partial. The transcript is spliced from 2 exons.